Molecule: messenger RNA, 1464 nt
Organism: Mycena citricolor
Lineage: Eukaryota; Fungi; Basidiomycota; Agaricomycetes; Agaricales; Mycenaceae
Source: the annotation of a GenBank genome assembly
AUGCCUGCCGCCACAUCGCCAUACGAAGACUGGACCAAGGCGGAUCUCAUCGCAAAGCUCAUGGAACUAGAAUCAAAACGCGAAACGACGCAAUCGGCGGCGCGAGAGAAAAUCGACUUCGCCUGCCACGCGCGGCGCAAGAUCGCGCUCAGGUUCUGCUACGCCGGGUGGGCGUACAACGGGCUGGCCGUGCAGGCGCAGCCGACGCCGCUGCCGACCGUCGAGGGCGUGCUGUUCGCGGCGCUCGCGAAGGCACGGCUGGUCGAUCCGGAUGCGGGGAUGGACGGGUGUGGGUGGGAGCGGUGUGGGCGGACGGAUCGGGGGGUCAGCGCUGCGGGGCAGGUCGUGUCGCUCUGGGUGCGCAGCGCUUUGCGGCCAGAGGAGGAUGCAUCGCGCACUGGGGAGACGCUUGGCUCUACCCGUGCUGAGGAUGCGGAGGCCGGAGAAGAGGCAUGGGGUGAGGGAGAUGAUGACUUUUCUGGCGCGUUCGACGAGACGGAUUUCGCGGGGCCCUCUCGCUCGAGCAGCGCACAAGAGCAAGAAUUCCACUACGCGGUAGUUCUCAACCGGAUCCUCCCUCCCACCAUCCGGAUCAUUGCUUGGUCUCCGGUCUCGCCUGACUUCUCUUCGCGCUUCUCCUGCCAGUCCCGGCAUUACAAGUACUUCUUUAGCGCGGACGAGCUGGAUGUCGGGCGCAUGGCGGACGCGGCUUCGCUGCUCGUGGGGGAGCACGACUUCCGCAACUUUUGCAAGUUCGAUCCGGCUAAACAGCUGACCGUGUACACACGACGCGUGCAGAGCGCGACGAUCAGCGCCGUGCGCGACUCCGAUUCAGAUGGGAUGUACGUGUUUGAUCUAGUGGGGAACGCGUUUCUGUACCACCAAGUGCGCCAUAUCAUGGCGAUCCUGUUCCUCGUCGGAUCCGGGCUCGAGCCACCGUCGGUCGUGUCGGCGCUGCUUAAUGUGGCGCCGGGUGCCGAGGGCGACGCCGACGCAUCUCUGCCCGUCGUGGACACGAAACCCGAGUACCAGAUGGCCGACGGCCUGCCCCUCGUGCUAUACGCGUGCCACUACCCCGCCGGCGCGUUGGAGUGGCGGUCCGAUGCGGAGACCACGACGUCCUCGGAGGGGCUGUAUCGGCAGAUGCACACGGCGCUCGGGCGGUCUGAGAUGUUCGCCACGCUCAACCGAGUCUUCCUCGCCGCGGCCGCCGUGUAUCAUCCGAAGCCGCCGUCGACGCUCCCGAUCCACGAGACGGGUUUCGCUGUGGAUGGGAAGACGGCGAUGAACGUGCCCCUCGGCGGCUCGGAGGUCCGGUGGGUGGCAAAGUACGUGCCGGUACUAGAGCGCAAGCGCGGGGACCAUUUCGAGGUGGUCAACGAGCGGUGGAGGCUGGGCAAGGGUGCGAGAAGAGAUGAAAGGAAGAAGGCUGGGACCGAGGAAGCGCCAGUCUGUCCGGCUUAG